This is a messenger RNA of Puntigrus tetrazona (Sumatra barb), 3039 nucleotides long. RefSeq names its product erythropoietin receptor (gene epor). Lineage: Eukaryota; Metazoa; Chordata; Actinopteri; Cypriniformes; Cyprinidae. Gene Ontology annotation, molecular function: cytokine receptor activity; protein binding. Gene Ontology annotation, biological process: positive regulation of cell population proliferation; hemopoiesis; cytokine-mediated signaling pathway. The coding region runs from base 151 to 1731 and encodes 526 amino acids. The record is from RefSeq and is a predicted model, not a curated record. Gene Ontology annotation, cellular component: membrane; external side of plasma membrane. The transcript is spliced from 8 exons.
UUUGAACACACUAUCAGCUUUAUCGGAUGAGAAGCACGCAACUGUUCAUGGUGUCCGCAAACAAAUUGGAUGAAAAGCCAGCCUGGAAAGGAGUGUACACCUUUUCGGGGACCGUUAUGCAGAGCAGUGAGGCAUUUGUAAAGUUAAUGGAUGAUAAAAAUGAGGAGUGACGGAUUUAAAAUUGCUUUAGUGUUGUGUCUUGCUUUCGUCGCUGCAGGAGGACAACAUUUCGAAAGUAAAGUGGCCCAGUUACUCCAAGACGAAACGGAGGAUAUUAAAUGUUUCGUGGAAGGAAAGGAUCUCACGUGCUUUUGGGAAGAGGAGGACGAGAGGAAUAAUUUACGCGACCAGUACACCUUCACGUAUUCGUACGAAGGGAAUCAGAACAAGGCUUGCGCGGUUUUCUCCCUGUCUUUGCUGGCCAGCAACAAAACCAUCAUCUUCUGCAAACUGCCCAAAACCCCGUUCUUCACGACCCUCGACGUGCAGGUUUCCCGCGAUGGCCGGACGCUCUACGCCCGCAGCCUCAACGCUGAGAAUUUCUUGCUUCUAGAUCCUCCCCGAAACCUCACGGUCAUGAGCUCGGGGAAGGAAGGGCAGUUAAACGUGAGCUGGCUGCCUCCUCCGCUCAAAUACAUGGACGACAGUAUGAUAUACGAGGUCAGAUACGCCGUGGAGGGAAGUAACAUGGGCAAGGUGGAGGUCGUAAAGGUCAGCACGAUGCUGGUUUUGCUCGGCUUGCAGCCCGACACCAGAUACAAGGUCUGGGUCCGUGUCAAACCUGAUGGUGUUGCCUACAAAGGGUACUGGAGUGCUUGGACCAAGCCUGUGUUUGGAGUCACGCCGCCAAGCGACAUGGAUCCACUGAUCGUGUUACUGGUUCUUUUCAUUGGACUGAUCCUCUGCCUGCUGUCUCUGGCUCUGAUUCUGUCCCACCACAAGUUUCUUCUUAAGAAAUUCUGGCCUGACAUCCCGAAGCCAGAGCACAAGUUUCCAGGCCUUUUUACUGUCUACAAAGGGGAUUUUAAGGAGUGGAUGAGCCAAAAUAACGGCAGCAUGUGGGGCAGAUCGGUCCAAGUGUACGCAGAGGAGCUUCCUUCGCCGCUGGAGGUUUUGUCCGAGGUUUCCCUGCCCAGCCACGGCGCGUCCCAGAGAGAGGAGAGGAAACCUGCGGAGGAGGAAGAGGAGAAGGACGGCGAGCGCCCGGACAGAUGGAGGGAACCUCCUCACGCUCACUUGCUCAUGGAGCAGCUGAGGGCGCUUCGAGAAAACCCCGACUCUCACUCCCAGUCGUCUCUGCUGCAGUCCCACGACACCUACGUCACCCUCGACCAGGGAGAGAGCGAGCGGCGGGCGGACGACGUCUUCGAGGAGACCCUACCGCUCCAGACGCUCUUCACCGCCGCAGGGACGUCGUCCUCGAGCGCCUCGCGCUCGGACCUCGGCUCCCUGCGGCAGAGCUCGGGCUCGGGCAGACUGUCGUCGCAAUCCAGCUUCGAGUAUCCCAACCACACCUGGCCCCCCAAGGGCCCCGGAUAUGCCUACAUGGCGGUGGCGGACUCGGGGGUCUCCAUGGACUACAGCCCGAUGAGCUCCGGCAGGAUCGCAGAGCUCGGGAGACACCGAUUGUACACUAAUGAUUACAAAAACGAGAUUUUCCCUCACAAGUGGCCACUCUCCGGUCAGUACAUUAAAUCCGGAUCAGAGUCCUGCACGGGGCCCGUUUGGUAAACCCACAAACCUUCUCGUAGGUAACCAGCCAUUGACUUGCAAUAGAAAGAACCGAUAUGUACAAGACUACAAAUUCACAUCAGGAUCUGCUUUCCGUUUGAGACAUGACGUUUAAGGACAUACGAAAACACUAGGAUCUUUUAGAUGGAAAAAAAUAAGCUAACAUUUUAAUAUUUACUACGGCAGCUGUUGAUGAAACGUUGUACGGUGUAGCACCAAAAUGCCAGUGGAGAGUUUAAUUUCUUUUUAUAUUGAGAAACAUCGUUGGAUAAUUGUGUUUUUUAAGCCUCUUUGUGGCAAAGCGCCCGAGUGCAGUUCACGCAUCGUUCUGUUUCUGAACCCGUCUUGUAAAUUGUACAUAGUAUAUGUAUAUAUUAUACAGUUUUGUUUUUUUUAUAUUCUGUUUUUGAGUAAAUGGGCAUCUUUCAGAUCUGUAAGACGUUCAGGCGUCAGACGUAACCACCAUUAGGCCUUCUUUAUAGGCUCCUUCGUGGGUAACUCAAAAGAAGGACAAUUCAUCCAUCCGUUCUUAGCUCUUCUGGUGCAUUCUGGGAAUGCUUGUAUAUGGUUGAUUUAGGCCAUUUCCCGACACGUUAUCGACAUUUGCGAUUCAUUUUUCUUUUAUAAUGUGACAUUUCUGAGUGAAUUCUUUUUUUGUAACACAACGUGUAGGGAGACCUGAUUAGAUCGAGAGCGGUGGGCGUUUCGUGCGAGCGCUUGCAGUUGAUUACGGAGGACUACACCCUUCUUAAAACACCACCGAUACCCAACAGCUGAAACUUAACGCGCUUUGUUUGCCUUGAACAAAAAAGAAAGCCAUGUUUUUAGUUCUGUUAAAUAAUGUGCAGUGAUGUGUAUUAACUGGAUCUGCGCAUUGGUUACAGACGCAGUAUGAUCAAAUUACUGUACAAAAAAAUUCCAGCAUCAGUUUUACUUUAGCUUGUUGGCUUUCUUUAUAUGUUCUUUAAUUGUAAUCCGUAAGGUUGAACCAAAUGUUCUGAAAAACUGAUUUAAGAAGGUAAAUACCAUUUUUUUAAAUACAGAAACUUGCCAAAAAAAAAAAAAAAAAAAAAGAUGUGUAUACCAUUUCUAACAUGCAUUUUCUUUCACAUGCAGUCCUGUCUAUCCAAUGUUACAAUGCGUGUUUUUAUUUUAUAAUUGCAUUUGUAAUGAGAUUGAAAACCUAUAAAUUUAAUCCAGUAAACAGCCAUUUGUCUUUUUUCUAUCAGCUCCUAUUUUGGUCUGGAAAGAAAAGGGUUUUUAUUUAUAGCGUAAGUAGAUCCAAUAAAGUCUUUUUAUUUGAUGUUU